ACUGACUGAGGUAUCCGACGCCGCAGCUGCAUGCUCCGUAUCCCGCCAAUCGCCCUCCAGCCCCCUCCCCUCGCUCUCCCUGCUCCCCUCCUACUGGGCCCUACGGGGUCACUCCGCACUCGGCGCACCCGGGCUGACCUCCUUCGCCGACGGCCGCGCACGCAAAGUCACGGACCGUCUGGCGGCGGCGGCCGUACAACUCGGUACGGCAGGGUCGCUGCGCGCCGCCGCCGCCGCCACCAAAUGGCUCCAGGGUGGGCUCAAGCUGGCGACGGCGUCGUACGGCGCCGUCAUGGCGGCGCCGCCGGGGUACGGCAGUGGCGGCGGUGACGGCGCCGCCGUCACGGCGGCGGAAGCGGAGGAGCUGCGGCGGCGUGUGUUGGAGAUGCCGGGAGGAGAAGUUGGGGGAGGCGUUGGUGCGAGUGC
This is a messenger RNA of Astrephomene gubernaculifera, 426 nucleotides long. The record is from the annotation of a GenBank genome assembly. NCBI's taxonomy places the organism in Eukaryota, Viridiplantae, Chlorophyta, Chlorophyceae, Chlamydomonadales, Astrephomenaceae.